UUUGAGGCAGUAUAUGUCCGCCGAAGCUAGAUGCUCUCUGGUUUCUACACACACAUUUUCCAUCUGCCAUCGGUAGCUGCAUCGGACUAUUAUGGAAGAUGACCACUACUAUUACCAAUUGAUCUCAUGGAACCACUCGAUACACCGACGAUAGGUACUGCUCAGCUCGAACGAUGGAAUAUGCAUCAACGAGAUCGCUCAAGGUGCUCAGGAGAUAGCAAACUCUCUGACAAUAUUAAGACAACGUGUACAACUGUGCAGCUUACCCGACAGAGAGAUAUGCAUCGUUAAAAGUCUGAAAUAGAAAUACUAGGAGUAAAUUAUGUGUUGGCAUCUCCAGUUAAAUUGUUUAACUGUUUGAUUCGUACAGUUUGCGUACGUGAUUCAAUUGGUGUAGUUUUAUAAUCAAUGGACCGAUGACAGCAGGACUAAAAGUGGACAACAACUAGGCAAAUCCCUGCGUAAUGGACGGUUAUGGCCAGUAUUUGACGAAUUAUAGGCAUCAUCAUGACAUCAUCAUGGAGGUAUUAAAUGCCUGUUCAAGGUACGAUCGCGAGAAGCUCCGGGCACCAGGGGUGUCCAAAUUCUAUUCGCGGUACGAAUGCAAGGGCGUUCGCUACAUCCAUCCCAAGAAGACUCAGGCACCAGGCGUGUUCCACUUCAACCAAGGUACGAUCGCGAGAAGCUCCGGGCACCAGGGGUGUCCAAAUUCUAUUCGCGGUACGAAUGCAAGGGCGUUCGCUACAUCCAUCCCAAGAAGACUCAGGCACCAGGCGUGUUCCACUUCAACCAAGGUACGGUCGCGAGAAACUCCGGGCACCAGAGGUGUCCGAAUUCUAUUCGCGGUACGAAUGCAAGGGCGUUCGCAACAUCCAUCCCAAGAAGACUCAGGCACCAGGCGUGUUCCACUUCAACCAAGGUACGGUCGCGAGAAACUCCGGGCACCAGGGGUAUCCGAAUUCUAUUCGCGGUACGAAUGCAAGGGCGUUCGCUCCAUCCAUCCCAAGAAGACUCAGGCACCAGACGUGUCCCACUUCAACCAACCAUCCAGCCAGCGACCAACAGCCGUCCCGGUCCUGUGGUUGGGUCCGGUAUAAAGGGCUUCCAGUCUGUGCGAUCAGAGUAAUACGCAGCACUCUUGAAUAUGCGGCACCGGUUGGGACCCCAUAUCAGCUGACAUACAUUCUCUCUAUCGAACAAGUCAGAGGAAGUUUAUAAAGUUUGCACUGCGGGAACUACCAUGGAGGGACCCAACCAAUCUACUCCAUUAUCAGGAUAGAUGUCAGCUAAUUAAUCUUUAGGCGCUUCGUACAAGACGGGUCAAUCAACAACGAAUAUAUAUCUUCGACCUGCUUAACGAUAUCAUUGAUUGUCCAGAGCUUCUCCAACAGAUCCCAAUUAACGUUCCUACACGACGACUUCGCCAUUCACCGUCCUUAACCCUUUUACACCACAGAACUAAACUAUGGCUUUUACAAUUCAUUCGAUUCAUGUUCGCGUUCGUUCAAUGAUGUGGCUGAUGUGUUUGAUUUUAAUAUGUCGAAAACCAUGUUUGUAAAUAGAAUUAUGGAAUUAGAUUCGAUUUUAA
Messenger RNA from Armigeres subalbatus, 1588 nucleotides. RefSeq lists its product as uncharacterized. The transcript is spliced from 2 exons. NCBI's taxonomy places the organism in Eukaryota, Metazoa, Arthropoda, Insecta, Diptera, Culicidae. The record is from RefSeq and is a predicted model, not a curated record. Bases 465 to 1097 code for a protein of 210 amino acids.